GCGCGCUCUCGCGCACUCACCACGCCGCCGACACACGCCGCGCCGGAGCCGCGCACACUCCCGCUCACACUCAUACUCGCGCAGGCCCGCCGCGGCGGUGCGGGGGGCGGCGUUGGCUGGACGCGGCGGGGUUGGAGAAGGAGAAGACUUGGGAGAGGAGCUGCUGCCUCCGGAGCUGGGCCAGGACCUGAGACCCCACUGCUGCUGCUGCUGCCUGACCGGCCUCAGGGCCCCCCCUUUGCCUGCAGCCAGCUGAGCAGACGACUGCCCGCCCUGAGCGCAAUUCAAUUCAACAGACAUUUACUGAGUGCCUACUAUGCGCCAGGCCUUAGGCUAGGCACUGGGGUGGGGGGGCAAGGAGGGUGGGGCCCAUCUUCAGGUAGAACCAGGUUUUGGGUGUUGGUGUGUGGAGGAGCCAGUCAAAGACUGAAGAGCUCAGUGUCAGGAGAGGAGCCACCGGCAAGGCUGGAAGCAGUGUAGAGACUGGGUCCAAGUGCAUCCCGGAGGAGCACUGCCCCUUGUCUGUGCCUCAGUUUACCCACCUAUAAAAUGGAGGGUGAGAUGACCUCUAGGCUCCUUUCAGGAUUCCAUGGGGAUUAGAAUCAGGGAAGGGGGAGCUGUCAGUCACUGUGUGGAGAGGAAAUGUGAAAACUUCUUGGAGGAGGAGGAGACAUGAGGCCUGGGUGGCAGCAGGCGGGGACAGGUGAGCAGGGCAGCACCAUCGAGGACCUGAGGAUAUGCAGGAACCAGGUGGCAGAUGGGUUUCUUCCUUCCUGUUUUGGGUGUGCCCCCUCUGAGCUUCACUCUCCAGCCUCCCAUGGGAAUCUGAAGCACUGAGCCUUGAAACCGAGGAAGAGGAAAAAGAGAAAGAGAUAGAGGAGGAGGAGGAAGAAGAGGAGGAGAAAGCCAAGCGCCAGAGCCUCUGGCAGGACAGAGCUCCUGAGCAGCAGGCUGUGGGCCUCUGGUCCCCCGGGCCCCGCUGGACGUGUCCUGGGAGCUCCCUGGCCCUCAGCACCUACCGUGCCCACCUCUCCUGGGGCCCCUGUGUUGGGGGUCACCCCCCAGGAUGGUGGCGACCCCAGGGAGGACUGUGCUGCCUGCCGCAGCCUCUGGCCUCUAGGCCCCCCGUGCCCUGCCCCCUGCCCCCCCCCCUCGGCCAGGCUGGAGCCAUGCUGCGCCUGGGGCUGUGCGCAGCAGCCCUGCUGUGUGUGUGCCGGCCUGGCGUCGUGCGCGCCGACUGCUGGCUCAUCGAGGGCGACAAGGGCUACGUUUGGCUGGCCAUCUGCAGCCAGAACCAGCCACCCUACGAGACCAUCCCGCAGCACAUCAACAGCACCGUGCAUGACCUGCGGCUCAAUGAGAACAAGCUCAAGGCCGUGCUCUACUCGUCGCUCAACCGCUUCGGGAACCUCACUGACCUCAACCUCACCAAGAACGAGAUCUCCUACAUCGAGGACGGCGCCUUCCUGGGCCAAGCCAGCCUGCAGGUGCUGCAGCUGGGCUACAACAAGCUGAGCAACCUGACAGAGGGCAUGCUGCGUGGCAUGGGCCGCUUGCAGUUCCUCUUCGUGCAGCACAACCUCAUCGAGCUGGUAACGCCUGCCGCCUUCUCCGAGUGCCCCAGCCUCAUCAGCAUCGACCUGUCCUCCAACCGCCUCAGCCGGCUGGACGGCGCCACCUUCGCCAGCCUGGCCAGCCUCAUGGUGUGCGAGCUGGCCGGCAACCCCUUCAACUGCGAGUGUGAUCUGUUCGGCUUCCUGGCCUGGCUGGUGGUGUUCAACAACGUUACCAAGAACUAUGACCGGCUGCAGUGCGAGGCGCCCAGGGAGUUUGCCGGCUACCCGCUGCUGGUGCCGCGGCCCUACCACAGCCUCAAUGCCAUCACCGUGCUGCAGGCCAAGUGCCGCAACGGCUCGCUGCCCGCCCGGCCCGCCAGCCACCCAACACCCUACUCCACCGAUGCCCAGCGGGAGCCCGACGAGAACUCAGGCUUCAACCCUGACGAGAUCCUCUCGGUGGAGCCCCCGGCCUCCUCCACCACAGACGCCGCGGCGGCAGGGCCCGCCAUCAAGCUGCACCACGUCACCUUCACUUCGGCCACCCUGGUGGUCAUCAUUCCACACCCCUACAGCAAGAUGUAUGUGCUGGUCCAGUACAACAACAGCUACUUCUCCGAUGUCAUGACCCUCAAGAACAAGAAGGAGAUCGUUACGCUGGACAAGCUGCGGGCCCACACCGAGUACACCUUCUGCGUCACCUCUCUGCGCAACAGCCGCCGCUUCAACCACACCUGCCUGACCUUCACCACACGAGACCCUGUGCCCGGGGACCUGGCACCCAGCACCUCCACCACCACCCAUUACAUCAUGACCAUCCUGGGCUGCCUCUUCGGCAUGGUCAUCGUGCUGGGCGCCGUGUACUACUGCCUGCGCAAGCGGCGGCUGCAGGAGGAGAAGCAGAAGUCCGUCAAGGUCAAGAAGACCAUCCUGGAGAUGCGCUACGGGGCGGAUGUAGACACCGGCUCUGUGGUCCACGCCGCCCAAAAGCUGGGCGAGCCUCCCGUGCUGCCCGUGGCCCGCAUGCCCUCCAUCCCCUCCAUGAUUGGGGAGAAGCUGCCUGCCUCCAAGGCACUGGAGGCUGGGCUGGACACACCCAAGGUGGCCACCAAGGGCAACUACAUCGAGGUGCGCACGGGCGCGGGCGGGGAUAGCCUGACCCGACCGGAGAAUGACCUCCCGGACCUGGAGAAUGGCCAGGGCUCGGCGGCCGAGAUCUCCACUAUUGCCAAGGAGGUAGACAAGGUUAAUCAGAUCAUCAACAACUGCAUCGACGCCCUCAAGCUGGACACGGCCUCCUUCCUGGGGGGUGGUGGUGGCGGUGGGGGUGGUGGGGACCCCGAGCUGGCCUUUGAGUGCCAGUCCUUGCCGGCAGUGGCCAGCCCCGUGCCCCCGGCCACUGCUCCCCCACCAGGGGCCCUGGAGCGGCCCAGCUUCCUGUCGCCCCCCUACAAGGAGAGCUCCCACCACCCGCUGCAGAGGCAGCUUAGCGCCGAUGCCGCCGUGGCCCGCAAGACCUGCAGCGUCUCCUCCAGCGGCUCCAUCAAGAGCGCCAAGGUCUUUAGCCUGGACGUGCCUGACCACCCGGUGGCUGCGGGGCUGUCCAAGGCUGACUCCAAGUACAUCGAGAAGGGUAGCCCCCUCAAUAGCCCGCUGGACCGGCUCCCGCUGGUGCCGGCAGGUGGGGGCGGUGGGGGCGGGGGUGGCGGGGGCCUCCACCACCUGGAGGUGAAGCCAGCCUACCACUGCAGCGAGCACCGCCACAGCUUCCCCGCCCUGUACUACGAGGAGGGUGCUGACAGCCUGAGCCAGCGUGUCUCCUUCCUCAAGCCGCUGACCCGCACCAAGCGGGACUCCACCUACUCGCAGCUCUCUCCGAGACACUACUACUCAGGCUACUCGUCCAGCCCUGAGUACUCUUCCGAGAGCACCCACAAGAUCUGGGAGCGCUUCCGACCCUACAAGAAGCACCAUCGCGAGGAGGUGUACAUGGCCGCUGGCCACGCCCUGCGCAAGAAGGUCCAGUUCGCCAAGGAUGAGGACCUGCACGACAUCCUGGAUUACUGGAAGGGGGUCUCGGCCCAGCAGAAGCUGUGAGCCUCUCCUGCCCGGUGAGGUCUGGGGGGACAGGGGGAGGGCCCAGGGGGCACAUGGGGCAGGGCCUGGUCGGCCAGGGCGGGGCGCGCUGGGGCCCAGUUGGCCCAGGACUGGACACACACGCACACCCGCACUCACGCACCCAUGCACACACCUGACCACCACCUGACUGUGAACUACCACCACCUGACAAUAACGGACAAGAAAACAAAGACACGUUCUCCUUAAAGUUUACACACUGAGACCCAAACCAGUCGUCUUUACUGUGCUGCCAGGGACUGCGAAGACAGGCGGGGCUGGGCAGGGCUGGGGACAGGCCAGGAAGCCAGAAGUGGGCGUGGGGUCAGGGGCUCUGGGGUCAGGAUAGGGUUGGUGGGGGACAGAGAUGGACCAUAUCCCCCUCUGGGUCCCCCUCCUGCUGGGUGACUUGUCAGCUGGAGUCUGAGCAAUAGUGGACCUAUGGGGAACACACCCUUCCUUUAAGGAUGGGGAAACUGAAUCCUGAGAGAGGAAGUCACCAACCCAGAGUCAUGUGUCAUGUCAGAGUCUUGUUCUCCCAACUCCACAGCUCAGAGCUAUCCCCCACCCUGCCAGAAGCUCCCCUGGGCCACCCCCCAUGUCUACUAGCCAACAAACACCCUCUUGCAGAGCUGGGGUCUCCUUGGGGCUGAGGGGCUGGAGAACCUGGAGGGUGCUGCUGUUCCUUUCUGGAAAGCUCUGUGCGCUUCCACAACUGUGAGUCAGCAUGUUGGGGGGGCUGCUGCACCCCCAAACUCACUCUGGGGAGGAGGGGGCAGAGGCAUGGAGACAUCCCUUCAGCCCCUUCAAGUGUCUUCCAAGUACCCUGGGGCACCGCCCGUGGGGCCUGGGGAACGUGGGCUGGGGCAGCCCACCCUGCAGCUAAGGUGCAUCCCUGCACUUUGCCCCCCAGCUUUCCUGGACUUCCAGGACCCCCUACUUAUCCCCCAAAGGGCAGCCGUGAACUGUGAUGUCUGGGAGCAGUGUGGAGGUGGGGUGUCCCUGGUCCUGACCCCACAGGGCAGCGUCUCAGCCUGCUUGGUGGAACGGGGGGGGGGGGGGCUCUCCACCCACCUCAACCUUAACCUUGGGGCAUCCAUGUUGUUUCCAUGGAAAUGGACGCUCCCCCUUGAGGACCUCCCCACCCAACAUCAAACAAAGCACAAACUGUGAGCACCCCCUUCCCCAUGGGUGGGGGAGUGGGCUGGCUUCAUGGGGCCCCUCCCCCUCCUGGGCCAGCCUCUGUCACCAUAGCAACCCAGAUCCUGGCAGUUGGGACCGUUGGGCUCCUGGGUGGGGGGGAGGUUCUGUCAGUGUGGGUGGCAGAGGGUAUCAAGGGAGGGCAGGGCAGGCGAAGGCAGGCUCUCUCCAUGGCUGGGGGCUUCCGGGGGACUGCCCCUGGGAUGCUGGGGCCAUCUGCUCCUAACCGCUUCAGGGAGCCUGGGGGCUGUGGCCCUUGUCCCUGCCCCUGUGAUGGGGGGAACGUGGGCUUGGCCCACUUGCCGUCAUGGUCCUUGGCUGCCUGCCCACCUCAGGAAGGGCCUGUGCAGCUCUCCGCAGCUCCCAGCCUCUGGGCCAUCACCUGUGGACACCUGACUAGGGGUGAGGGUGGGUACUGGGGAGGGUCCAAGACCUGCACUGUGGAGGGUUCUGACUGGGAAAGGUAGUGCCAUGCCCUUGAGAGGGCUGCCAGGACUCCCACGCCUGUGGCAUGGCAUGGUGGGGGGUGUACCCAAGGGGGGGAGGUAGGCACUGAGGGGGCCCUAGGGCUUAACUGAGUGUCCUCCUCAUACCCACUCGAGGGACAGACCAAGCCCAGGGCUCACUUUGAGGGUGACAUGUGCAAAGAAAGGACUUUUCCUGUGGAGUGGAGGGGGAGGGGGCUGGCAUGGAUAUGCAGAGCAACCCCCCCCCCCAACUCCCCAGCCUGACCCCCAUAACUGCUCACACCAGGACUGGCAAAACUGAGAAGAGCGAGCAGGCUGAACAGCCGCGGUGUGAGAAGGCAGACUCCCUGUUAUAUUUGCAUGACGAUUUUACUGUAUUUUUCUGAGCAAACAUCUGUCGUGUGUGCCAGUUUGUCCAGACUCCCCGGCCCCUCCCCGACACCCCACAAUCUGCCCCGCCCUCUCUCCCUCUGUUGUGAUCUGACCAGCAGCUCUUGACACCCAGGGAGGGGCCAUCUCUGCAAAAGACCUAAAACAGGUGCCACUAAGCCCAGUCCCCUCCGCCUCCUCACAAGUGCCCCUCUCUGCCUCCCUGCCCCGCUUCCAGCCCCUCUUCUCCACCCCUCCAGGAAAGAAGGUGCUGUGCACCCACUUGCUCUCAUUCUGCAGAUGAAGAAGUGUCAGGGUUCCCACAGAGGAGCCUGAUGGCUUGGCUGCCAGGUGGGAUGGGGGGAUUGGUCACACUACUGAGUACAGGAGGUCAAGAGCUUCUUGAGGACUGGGGUUUGGGGCAGUGGAGGAAGGACACAUGAGAGACAUGGCGGGGGGUAGACCAGGCAGGCUGGCCCUCCCUGGUGAUAGAGUUCAGGGCUGCUUUCUUCUGCCCUCCCUCACCACCUCCCCUUCAUUCCUGGUUGAAGAUGACCUAUAAAACCCAGGGUCGGCUGAGCAUGGCACCUUCUAGGCCAACUCCUGUCUCAGCAGCGAGGGUUUAGCAAUCUGGUCCUGGGACACCCCUUGAUGCCCAGCCUACACAUGCAGAGGCAGCCCAUCCUGGACCACUCAGACCUCUGGCCUCCCAGACUUGCCUGAACCCUGGCAGCCCAGGAUUGACCCAAGGAGGGAGUGGAAUAGACAGGAAAGAUGAGGGAGCUGGAGAGGAGGCAGCCUGGCUGGGUGCUGUGCUUGUCAUGGUGCUAAGCACAGUGUGUGUGUGUGUGUGUGUGUGUGUGUGUGUGUGUGUGUGUGUGUGUGUGUGUGUGUGUUGGGGGUGGGCUGGGGGUUGGGAGUGGGGACAGGGCAGGCAGCAGGGAAGGGGGAAAGGGGUUCUGGGGAGGGAGGGAUGCCCUAGGAAGGCCUUUCCUGCCUGCCUGGCCUCUGUCUCCUGGGCAGGCUGUUUGAUCAUCCUCUGUUGGAGCUAAUGGCCUUAAGGGCCAAAAGCUUAGGCUGCUCUAGGGACACCCUUGGGAGGUGGCUUCUCCCCUUCAUGGUGGGUCUGGGGAAAGGGCUGUGUGUGGGGUUGGGGGACAGAGGGCUGUGUGGGGUGUGUGCCACCCUGCCCCAGGACCACUCACGCACAUGGUAACUUGACAGGGUGGCGGUGGGGGGACAGGAGCUGGCGUGGGGCAGGAGGAGACUCGGGGCUGUGAGGUCCAAGUGGGUCCAAGCGGGAGCAAGGCGAUGGGUCCCAGUUCUCCAGGGGCUGACACGCAGUGAGGGCCACCACAGAAUGUGUGGGGAGAAUUAAAGCAGGACCACAACUCUGGGGCCCUCAGAAGCGGGGAGGUGACCAAGCUCUGAGCAAGCUGCACCCAAGCGCUGGCACCCGCUGCCAGCUCUGCUGGAGGGGGAGUGGGGUCAGCAGGGCCUCUUUGUUUUCGAGAACCUCCAGGGUCAGUGUCUCUGCCCCCUUCCGUCCCCAGCAGCACUGGACCCCAUUCCUGACAGAGCGGGGUCCUCCUCCUGGGCCGGGCAAGGGGAGGCACAGGGGUGGGCUGCCCCCCCAAGGCCAGCGUGAGGCUCUCAGGCUGGCCUGGUUCUUGCGCUGUGCUCUUCUUGCUCCCCACCUGGCUUGCGCUGACCCCCAAACCGCCCACCUUUAAAACAGAACCAGUAUUUACACUCUGCCUCCCAAUGCCUACUGCCACAGCGCCCCACUUCCCCCACCGCAGAUGGCCCCCCAUGGCCCUGGCCCUGGCUGCCGGCUGAGAGCAGGAGGCACUGAGUGGGCUAGGGGGACCUGGGCUGCCUCCCCUUCCUAGGCCCUCCCUGGGGCCCUGAGGCCCCUUCUCCUUCCUGUCCACCCCUCAUCAGGACCCACCUGCCCCCACGGGCCCAGUGGCUUGGCACCUGGUUUGUGUCCUGCAGAGUUGGGCCCCUGACCCUGGCCUACAAACCUGUGAACCCCUAGCUGUGUGUGGAUCUUCCUACCCGGGGUGGGGGGCUGAAACCCUCUCCUUUUCUUCUUUUGGGAGGGGGUGGGGAACUUCAUUUAUUUUCUCUUCUCUCUAUCUGCCUCUCCCCUCCCUUCCCAUUCUCCUGUUUUAAACUGAAUGGCACGAAAUUGUUUUCCUCAACUCGGAGAUUCCUGUAUGGAGAAAGUCAAUUUCUAUAUUUGCAAUAAAUUUCGUAUUUAAAACAA
Molecule: messenger RNA, 7979 nt
Organism: Erinaceus europaeus (western European hedgehog)
Lineage: Eukaryota; Metazoa; Chordata; Mammalia; Eulipotyphla; Erinaceidae
Gene: ELFN2
Product: extracellular leucine rich repeat and fibronectin type III domain containing 2
Exons: 4
Coding region: 1170-3653 (827 amino acids)
Cellular component (GO): plasma membrane
Molecular function (GO): protein binding
Source: RefSeq, a predicted model, not a curated record